This is a messenger RNA of Penicillium antarcticum, 2031 nucleotides long. RefSeq lists its product as uncharacterized. Gene Ontology annotation, molecular function: zinc ion binding; DNA binding; DNA-binding transcription factor activity, RNA polymerase II-specific. The transcript has 6 exons. Gene Ontology annotation, biological process: regulation of DNA-templated transcription; DNA-templated transcription. Gene Ontology annotation, cellular component: nucleus. The record is from RefSeq and is a predicted model, not a curated record. The coding region runs from base 1 to 2031 and encodes 676 amino acids. Lineage: Eukaryota; Fungi; Ascomycota; Eurotiomycetes; Eurotiales; Aspergillaceae.
AUGGAAGAAGACCAAUAUGCAUAUUCCGAGCGACCCGCUAAGCGGGUUCGUCAGGCUUGUGAGCCUUGCAGGCGGAAGAAAGCUAAAUGCCCCGGAGAGCAGCCUGUCUGCUCACUCUGUGCCAGGCUACGGCAGCAAUGUCUAUAUGCCGAAGAGAGGCGCCGGUUACCACCCCUCGAGGAGCAGUCGAGGGUCAGCGACGCAGACAAUCGAACGUCUAAUGUUUUGGAAGACAGAAUGCGAAGUCUUGAGAGUAAACUUGGAGAGAUUCUCGAUGUGCUGGGCAGCUCAAGAGGUGAAACACAACUGCCAGUUGAACAGCUCAUUCCUUCUGUGACACUGUUAAGGCCAAGCUCAAAUGUUACUCUGCCAUCAUGGGAAGAGAUAAUGCCCGUUGCGGAACUCUAUUUGCAGUACUGUGAAUCUCAGCCUCUCCCUCUUUUCCACAGGGCCAGCUUCAUCAGAAGCCUGCAAACACGGGAUUCUGAAGUCGUCUUUGCCAUGCUAGCACUGGCUUAUCGAUUCUCGUAUUCUCAUUCUAAUAGGGCGGAGUCUAGAAACCUCGUGAAUGGGUACGCCGAGGUUGCUCGAGGCUUGAUCAUGAAAAGAGUCUCAGAGGGACCAGUGGAGCUUUCAACACUUCAAUGCCUCUGCCUUUUGAGCUUGGUAGAUUUUACAAAUGGCAACACGCAUCGAUCCAGCAUCCACAGCAGUCUAGCAAUGAAUCUUGCACAAUGCGCCAACCUUGACCAAGAGCCACGGACUGUGGUAAGCAACAUAGUUCGCGAGGAACGAAGACGCUGCUUCUGGAGUAUAUGUCUCCUGAAACGAUUACACGGUGGAGAGUUCUCGAUCUUAGAUAUGCCUGAAGUUGGAGGACCACCUUUUCCUCAAAGUCCAGCCCGACCAGCACGACUCCUUUCGCCAGGACCAUCAACCGUUGAAAUGCGUGGCAGUGACAUGCAAGACGAUGGAAUAAUUGCGUAUGUGGUAACGAUGAGCGAAACAUUUUCAAGGACAGCACGAUACGUGCGACUUCACGGCCGACCAAGCAAUGUCCCACCCUGGUCUCCCAAUUCCGAAUAUUCCAAGAUUCUCGCUUUGCAGAUGGAUCUCGAGACCCGAAUGCCCUAUAUACAUCGGUUCAAGCCUGCCAAUCUAGGAGAACGAACCCGAGAAGAGUUACAGACGCAUCGUGAAUACUGGGGUCCUUGGUUCCUGAACCAGUUCAUGUAUCACACCAGUUUGUGUCUUCUGAACCAUCCCCUCCUGCUCUCUUUGGGUCUUCGAAAUUUCCGGAAUACGAUCCCAGAAAUCUUCCUGCAGCAUACAUCCGAUUUGAUCUCUUCGCACACAACCUGGAUCAUCCAUUUUAUCAAUUACUUCGAAGAGAAAUCCUUCUUGGUUUCCGAUCCGCUACUCGGAUACAGUGCUGCUGUUGUAGCCACCAUCGAGCUACAACUCAGUUUCACAGAUAACUCGACAAUCAGGGAACAGAAGCGCGAAAGAUUCACCAAGUGCGUCAAGUUCGUGCAACAAAUAGGAGAAAGAUGGCCACAUAUGGCUCGAUUGGCACACAGACUUCAGCGCCUAGAAGACGCAGUCUCGGCAACCUACCAAUCAGACCCAGACGCCCAAAACCAAAGCCUCCUCAUUGACCUAUCCCGCUUCUGGGAAAUCCUAGAAUACUCCUCAAACAGCGACAUAGACUCUGCCCGACGUCUUUUCGGAGAGUCCCUCUAUGCGGGAUCUUCUUCGACUGGCGCAGAAGUCUCUCAAACAUCUCCUUUACCAGCGCCAUUCCGACUGAAUCCCCAAGAAGGAGGAGGAGGCACUCCAAAACUUCAAUCGCAGCCAUUCACUGCCAAUUCCGCCUUUCCAACCCAGGAAUACCCGGGGAACUCACUGGUCUCGCCGCAAAAUUUGACGCUGUCGAAUGAUGAGUUCUCAAUCCUUGCUACGAAUUUCUUCUCGCAGGGCCAGGAAUUUCUACGUAGUGCGGAUAACUGGGAAAGCAUUGGAAAUUUCUAA